This is a messenger RNA of Verruconis gallopava, 492 nucleotides long. Its product is annotated as mitochondrial import inner membrane translocase subunit tim17. The transcript has 4 exons. The coding region runs from base 1 to 492 and encodes 163 amino acids. Gene Ontology annotation, molecular function: transmembrane protein transporter activity. Gene Ontology annotation, cellular component: mitochondrial inner membrane; TIM23 mitochondrial import inner membrane translocase complex. NCBI's taxonomy places the organism in Eukaryota, Fungi, Ascomycota, Dothideomycetes, Venturiales, Sympoventuriaceae. Gene Ontology annotation, biological process: protein import into mitochondrial matrix. The record is from RefSeq and is a predicted model, not a curated record.
AUGACGGAUCACGGCCGCGAUCCUUGCCCAUGGGUCAUUCUGAAUGACUUUGGCGGCGCAUUUUGCAUGGGCGCUAUUGGAGGUGCUGUGUGGCAUGGCGUAAAAGGCUUUCGGUAUGUGAUGCGACGCAAAACCAGUCCGUAUGGAGAGCGAAGAAUAGGCGCAAUCACAGCUAUGAAGGCAAGAGCGCCUGUGCUAGGCGGUAACUUUGGUGUCUGGGGCGGUUUGUUUUCAACCUUCGACUGCGCGGUAAAAGGGAUACGAAAGAAGGAAGAUCCCUGGAAUGCCAUCAUCGCUGGCUUCUUCACGGGCGGCGCGCUUGCUGUUCGUGGCGGCCCGAAGCAAAUGAGGAACGGCGCAAUUGGCUGUGCCAUCCUGCUUGCUGUCAUCGAAGGUGUCGGCAUAGGAUUCCAGAGAUGGAUGGCCGAAGGAACCAAGCUAGAACCACCACCGCCGCUGCCGCAAGCUGAGCCAGCGAAAGCGCUAGCUUGA